AUGCAAAAGGAAGAGCUGAAACGUUUGCUGAUCAAACGCGUCCCCUCUAGAAUUCGCAAGGUCAAAUGUGAUGAGGCCAAACCGAAUUGUCAACGCUGCAUUGGCACAGGUCGAAAAUGUGACGGUUAUGAUGUUGUAGAUGGCUGCAGCCAACAACAUCUGAAUCCUCGACGUCCACCAAUCACACGUGCUCUCAAUACCGAUCUUGGAAUCGAGCUGAGCAUCCAUGCUUUCGACUACUACCAUAAUCACGUCUCUGUCCGAAUAGGCGAUGUGAUAGACAGAGACUUUUGGUGUGGCCUCGUCUUGCGACUUGCACCCACCGAUCCCGCAAUACGGCAUGCAAUCUCCGCAAUCAGCAUAAUGUAUGUCGAGCGAACGCACCAACGAGGAGUGUUUCCGAACUACAACCCUGGAAUUAUCGAGUAUAACAAGGCCAUUCUCUCCGUACGGUCAUGGCCUCAUGCGACUGAAUCUCGCGUCAAACCUUUGCUCGUAUGCUUGUUGUUUAUCUGCAUCGAAUUUAUGCUUGGCCAUGAACACCACAAUGUAGCCAGCAUGCAUGUUCUGCAGGGCCGAAGGCUGCUCGUACCGAUAAAAGACCAAAACACACCAGAAAUCGAUAUCAUUCGACAAUGUUUGGCUCCGAUAUACCUCCGCCUUGCAUUUGUCGGCAACGAGAGGGUUGACUUUCCGGAGCAUCUCCUAAAAGUCACGACCAUACCGCACAAAUUUGUUUCUCUGGUAGACGCACGAUCCGUUCUGUAUUUCGUUAUCGAUGCGAGCUUUAGUCUCAUCUACGGCGUCAAGAUCUACCGCGCACAGAACGCCAAAACAUACAUUGCACCAGAAGAGUCAAACCUCAGCGAUGUAUUACGGAAUGAACAUCAAGAGCUUACACGGAAAUUGGCGAAUUGGCGCCACGUCUUUGAUGCAUUUUUAGCUUUCAACGAUCUUGAUCGACAUGGUAUGAGAACCGCAAAGCUCCUUACUCUUCGACACAGCCUUAUGACAGUGUUUCUGGACUCUGUGGUCUCAGGGCCAGAUUAUGUCUGCGACAGAAACAGUAUAUACGAUAUAGCUACUGCCGCAGAUGCGGCAGCUUCCGUUAUUCAGUACGACGCAGAAACUCUACAGGGCCCGUCUUUUACAUUUGAGAGCGAGGUCGUUGGAACGGUUUACUGGAUAGCGACCAAAUGUCGUCAGCCGGCCAUUCGUAGGAGAGCGAUUCAGCUUCUCCAUGAACGCGAAAAGGCAAAGCGAGUCGAGACUCUCACCACGACUAAACAUGCCAUUGCAAUGGCAACGAGGGUGAUGGAGAUCGAGGAAGAGGGGCUUGAGAUACAUCCGGACGUCCAGUUCAACAAAUAUGACCAGGUAAAGUACCGGGUCAUCACAGCACAAGGCACAAGUGGAUGGACUACCAAGCCUGAUGCCGAGGAGAAGCAAGAUUGGUUCAUUCACUGGAGUCUAGGGGACCAAUCUUCCAAAACCCCAACCAAACCAAACAGACUGACUGCCGCAAUAGAGCAGCGAGAGCUAGAGGAGGGGCUAGCCAAGGGUUGGCCCAGAGAGCGACUCAUCUGGCCAUAUGGAAUCACAAGGGACAGAAGGAUUCUCAGUGCAGUGGUCAAAAAACAUACCCCAAACGAUCUAUGGAUGGAGUACGUGAGAGAGCCCCUUGUACCUAGUGGAGCUCAGAGGGUUAUGAAAGAACACAUCCAGUUUGUUUGA
Fusarium sp. VM40 is the source of this 1734-nucleotide messenger RNA. The record is from the annotation of a GenBank genome assembly. Lineage: Eukaryota; Fungi; Ascomycota; Sordariomycetes; Hypocreales; Nectriaceae.